CUCGAUUAACAAGAACACGUUAAAACGUUGUUGACAGAAGAACGCGAUUGAAUCCCCAACCAAGAACACGACGAUGAGUUCUGCUGAAAAUUAAAAAUCGAAAUAAAUCCGUUAGGAAGUUGUUGAAGUGGGUGGAACCCAACGAAGCAGAGAUGGAGGCUUUGCUGCAAUUCGCACCGAUGCAGAGCUCCGUUGAUGAGGGUUUCUGGCACCGUUUGUCUUCUUUGAAGCUCAACAAGCUUGGCAUUGACGAUUCUCCAAUUCCCUUAUUCGGUUUUUAUGCACCGUGCUCUCACUCUCAAGUAUCAAAUCAUUUAACUGUUUUAGCUGAGUCUUUACCUUCUGAAUUGAGUGAGGCAUCAUUAAUCCCUGAACCCAGCCGCGGCAACCGGAACAGGUGUUCUGUUCCAGGGAUACUUUACAACACUAAUACUGUGGAAAGCUUCCAUGCACUUGAUAAGAGUGACCUGUUGAAGAAAGAGGCAGCAAAGAUAUGGGAUGACAUUCUAACUGGAAAAGCUGUGGAGGACUGUUCAGUACUUUCAACAUUCCUUGUUAUUUCUUUUGCUGACUUGAAAAAGUGGACUUUCAACUACUGGUUUGCUUUCCCGGCUCUGAUGCUUGAUCCUCCUGCCACUGUGGUUAAUCUAAAGCCAGCUUCUCAGUGGUUCAGCGCAGCAGAGGCUGAAUCACUCUCUGCAGCUUGUAACGAGUGGCGUAGCUCAAAAUCAAAAACAGAUGUCCCGUUUUUUUUAGUCACUAUAGAUCCAAACUCACGUGCUACUGUUAGGCUUCUGAAGGACUGGGAAGCAUGUCAGAGCAAUGCUCACAAGAUCCUUUUUGGAUUUUAUGACCCAUGUCAUCUACCAAAUAAUCCUGGAUGGCCUCUUCGCAACUUCUUAGCACUUAUUUCUGCGAGGUGGAAUCUCAACUCUGUUCAAUUUUUCUGCUACAGAGAGAACCGUGGUUUUGCAGAUAUGAGGUUGUCCCUUGUUGGUGAAGCACUGAUAACAGUUCCACAAGGGUGGAAAGACACUGUGCCUAGUGCAGUUGGAUGGGAACUUAAUAAGGGGAGAAAAGCUCCUAGGUGUAUAAGCCUUGCGCAGUCCAUGGAUCCAACCAGGUUGGCCAUAUCUGCUGCAGAUUUGAAUUUAAAGCUGAUGAGGUGGCGUGCUUUGCCUUCUUUAAACUUGAAUGCCUUAUCUUCCAUGAAGUGUCUUCUCCUCGGAGCUGGAACACUUGGAUGCCAGGUUGCGCGCAUGCUUAUGGCAUGGGGUGUUCGAAAAAUUACUCUAGUUGACAAUGGAAGGGUGGCUAUGUCUAACCCAUUGAGGCAGUCUCUUUAUACUUUGGAUGACUGUCUUAAUGGUGGGGAAUUUAAAGCUACAGCAGCAGUUGAAAGUCUUAAACGGAUAUUUCCAGCAGUGGAAGCAGAAGGCAUUGUUAUGGCUAUACCAAUGCCUGGACAUCCAGUACAAAGCCAGGAACAGGACAGUGUGCUUGAUGAUUGUAAACGUUUGUGUGAUUUAAUUGAUGCUCAUGAUUCCGUUUUUUUAUUGACUGAUACAAGGGAAAGUCGAUGGCUCCCAACACUUCUCUGUGCCAAUACUAACAAGAUUACUGUUACUGCUGCAUUGGGGUUUGAUAGUUUCUUGGUUAUGCGCCAUGGAGCUGGUCCUUUAUCUGCGGAUAUGCCAGUAAAUAAUGCAAAUGGAAAACAUAGAUUGGGCUGUUAUUUCUGCAAUGAUGUCGUGGCACCAACCGAUUCAACAUCCAACCGCACUUUGGACCAGCAAUGUACUGUGACCCGACCAGGGCUAGCUCCUAUUGCUUCAGCCCUUGCAGUUGAACUUUUAGUAGGGAUUUUGCAUCAUCCUCAAGGGAUAUUUGCCGAAGGUGAUAUUAACAACAGUGUCACUGGAGCUACUGAGCAACCUCUUGGUAUUUUGCCUCAUCAGAUUCGUGGUUCCCUUUCUCAAUUUUCUCAAAUGACCCUUAUAGGUUACUCCUCCUCCAGCUGCACAGCCUGUAGUCAUACAGUUGUAUCAGAAUAUCGAAACCAAGGAAUGGAGUUCAUACUUCAAGCAAUUAAUUAUCCUACCUUCCUAGAGGAUGUCACUGGACUGACAGAGUUGAUGAAAUCGGCCACCUCGUUGUCAUUGGAUUGGGACAAGGAGAUAGACGAGGAGGAGGACUGUGUUGAAAUUCAAUAAUCAGUCAGUUAUACAUAAAACUAAUCUGUGCAAUUUAUAUGAUUUUUUUUUGCUUUUAGUACCGUACCUUAUCAAAUGUACAAAACUAAUUCCAUGUAAUUUAUAUUCUUUAUCAAUGUCAGCAAUUCGAGUUUAUUAUGCAUUUA
This is a messenger RNA of Glycine soja, 2359 nucleotides long. Its product is annotated as ubiquitin-like modifier-activating enzyme atg7. Gene Ontology annotation, biological process: C-terminal protein lipidation; protein modification by small protein conjugation; cellular response to nitrogen starvation. Gene Ontology annotation, cellular component: cytoplasm; phagophore assembly site. The transcript has 14 exons. The coding region runs from base 153 to 2213 and encodes 686 amino acids. NCBI's taxonomy places the organism in Eukaryota, Viridiplantae, Streptophyta, Magnoliopsida, Fabales, Fabaceae. The record is from RefSeq and is a predicted model, not a curated record. Gene Ontology annotation, molecular function: Atg12 activating enzyme activity; Atg8 activating enzyme activity.